AUUGGCCUUCAAUUGUAACCACAUGGCAUUCGUUGCCAUUUCACAGCCGUGACCUCUCUCAGUUCCCAGUGCAUGUUUGUCAGCUUAGUGUCUCGUGCUGUGAGGCAAUCUGAACAAAUCUUCAGUCCCACCCGCUUCAUCUCUGUGUACGUAGCCUAUCUCAUUUUCUCUGUUUCUAUAAAAGACAGUGAUUUAGUAACAUGCACUUCCUGAUGUAAUCAGCGGAGACCUUACAGUCAACGAGCAGGCAGGAAUCUCACAGUCACUCCAGAGGAAAGAGCAAGAGAUGGCAGAGAUUGUAAAUGAGACCGAUGGUCAUAUGAUCUCUGAUUAUAAACUAGUCCCUCAUGAGGGCUUCAACUUAAUAUCUGGCAUCCAUUCUCCAGAGGAAGUGGAACAAAUUCAGCACUGGAAGAUUCGAGAAACUGACAUCUUUGUCGUUACAUACCCCAAAUCAGGCACUAUAUGGUUACAGCAAAUCCUCAGUCUAAUAGAGGUCAAGGGGGAUGCCACAGCAAUAAAUGAUCAGCUUACAUCUGAACGCAUUCCAUGGAUUGAAGUGAUGGGCAAUGAGGAAAAGUUUAAUUCUGCCUCCUCCCCAAGGAUCCGCGUGACUCACCUACAGUACAAAUUCAUGCCACUCGGGCUCAAGAAAAAGAAGGGCAAGGUCAUCUAUGUGGCCAGGAAUCCCAAAGAUGUUUUGGUGUCCUACUUUCAUUUUCACAAAUACGCAACCAUGCUGGAGACCCCAAAAGACUUAGACACGUUUUUUGAGAAAUUCAUGGAGGGAAAUGUUUAUGGGAAUUGCUGGUUUGAGCACAUCAAGACAUGGUACUCCCACAAAGAUGAGAUUAACUUUUUGUACGUUACAUAUGAGGAUAUGAUCAAGGAUUUGAGGUCAGUGGUUGAGAAGAUCAGUUUGUUCCUGGGCAAGACCUUGACACCACAGCAAGUAAAUAAAGUUGUAGAGCACAGCACCUUCAAAAAUAUGAAGGACAAUCCUUGCGCCAAUUACAAGAUGAUCCCUAGCAACCUCCUGAACCAACAACAUGGGACAUUUCUGAGAAAAGGAACCAUCGGUGACUGGAAGAACUAUUUCACUGUGGCACAGAAUGAGAGGUUUGACAGACAGUACCAGCAAAAGAUGAAAGACGUUCCACUUUCUUUCAUCUGGGACAUGAGUGAUCUCGUUACAUCUUGAUUUGUGUACCCAGUAGAAGACUUGUCCCAACAUCUGAGAUCUAAAACUCUUUUUGAGUAUAAGUGAAUAACCUUAUCUGAACAAUGAGCCUUUUUAUGAUAUAAAUCAAUAUGCUUCGGUAGAGAGGAAGCAUGGUUUGUUAGUACUUUGUAUAAACCAAAUGAAAAUAUGAAUCUACUGUAAAAAUCGUAAUCUUGUUUGCCUGCUACACUGAAUGUGUUUGCUACAGAUGGAGUUCAGUGUUCGCAAGAUGACUCACUGCUGACAUCUUGUGGAAUAAUUGUGUGUUUUAGAAAUUAAUUAAAGGACCAGUUCAUCCAAAAAUGAAAAUUCUGUCUUAAUUUACUCACCCUGAAGUUGUUCCAUAUCUGUAUAAAUUCGUUUGUUCUGUUAAACAGAGAAAGAUAUUUGGAAGAGUGCUUGUAACUAAACAGUUCUUGGCCACCAUUGACGAACAUUAUAGAAAAAAUGCUUUUUGAAUUUCUUUGUUCUGUUGAACACAAUCUUUUUUAAGAAUGUAGGCAAGCAAACAGUUCUGGGGUACUUAGUAGGACCCCAGUACUGUUUGGUUACAAGCAUUCUUCCAAACAUGUUUUUCUGUGUUCACUGAACAAAAGAAAUGUAUAUAGAUUUUGAGCCAUUUAAGGGUGAAUAAAAGGAAAUAUUUUAAGCUGAAAUGUACAAUAAAGGCUCACUGCAGACAUAACAAAAUGUACCAAAUGAUAAAAGCACCCGACUUUGCUUGAAUACACAGAAAUUGUAUUCGCCUUUUUGUAUUGUUAAUAAAAGUAAAAAAAAAGA
Triplophysa dalaica is the source of this 2002-nucleotide messenger RNA. Its product is annotated as amine sulfotransferase-like. Gene Ontology annotation, cellular component: cytoplasm. Gene Ontology annotation, biological process: sulfation. The transcript has 7 exons. The record is from RefSeq and is a predicted model, not a curated record. The coding region runs from base 287 to 1201 and encodes 304 amino acids. Gene Ontology annotation, molecular function: sulfotransferase activity. Lineage: Eukaryota; Metazoa; Chordata; Actinopteri; Cypriniformes; Nemacheilidae.